Molecule: messenger RNA, 3598 nt
Organism: Orussus abietinus
Lineage: Eukaryota; Metazoa; Arthropoda; Insecta; Hymenoptera; Orussidae
Gene: waw
Product: translation factor GUF1 homolog, mitochondrial
Exons: 7
Coding region: 1437-3392 (651 amino acids)
Biological process (GO): positive regulation of translation
Cellular component (GO): mitochondrion
Molecular function (GO): GTPase activity; mitochondrial ribosome binding; GTP binding
Source: RefSeq, a predicted model, not a curated record
GGCGCGCGCAACCUCGCGGUCGGCGAAACGUGGGGAGUCGCCGCCGGGGAAAGUCACCGGCAUGCGGGCAGGAAAAAUCAUUCAUGCGGGCAAUCGAUGGGGAUGACGCGCGCCCACGCUGCGGUGUCGCGGAGAUGCGACCUCCUUUAUUGGCGCCGGCGUGGGAAUAUUCGAAAAUACGGGGUGGACUGACCCUCGGAAGUCUCAAGAUAAGUAUCGGGGAACGAGGCGCGAUCACCGAGGAAAGGAAUCGAACCAAAGAAAUAUUUCAUUAAGAAACUAGGUAGAGCUUCGCGCCAAACGCAUUAAAGGCCUGCGCGAACGGCACCGAAUACUUAACGCCAAUAUUCGCGGUACGACCGUCACUUCGUUAUGGACUUAUUUGCAUCCAUACUAUUUUUAGUGCCUCAAUUUUUUACUUACUACCGGGUGCCAUCAAUUAUUAUUCAAUACUGCUUAUCCUUCUUUUAGCGCGAUAAAAAAAAGAGGUGUAAUUACACUAGCACGCCUACGCCGAUGCCAGCAGGAUGUUAUUUGAAGCAACAGGCUUCGUAGAUAACGUAUUGACGCCGCCAUGGGAAUUUUGGGGGAUAGGGGAUAAAGUAAAUAUGUACCGUUAUGUACCAUUAAUAAAUAAGAAUAUCCGCAAUACUGCGGAAAUAGGCGAGUGACGACUAUCAUAUACCAACAGACGAUGUUAAUGAUGUUAAUGAGGCUUAUGAAUAAUAAUCCAAACCGGGAUGCCACGAUAAAGUGGUGGGAAAAUCAUUGUAGGGGGAAAAAUAUGUAUGGCGUAGUAAGUAACGUUUACGCACUUUCUUGUGCUUUUCAGCAUUAUAUACUCAAGAGUAGAGGGAGAAGGAAGGUUACUUUCGGCGAAUGACGCACUUGCAGAAGCGUGGGAUGAAAGGGCAUCCUGAAUACACGGACGUGAGUACGGUGGAUGAAAAAGUAAUCAAAGAGACAAUUGUAUAGCGACAUCGCGUCAUAAAACAAUAAGUUAAAAAUAUGCAAUCACCGAACUCGUUGAUGCCACCUGUUUAUUAAUCAAGGAAACGGAUUUAUCUUUACUUUGCUAGAUUUUUAAGGAACCACGUAUGUUCCGAGAAAACAAAAAAUAUGUGCUUGUACGUUAGUAGAUAGAAACAAUAAGAAUUAUUCCGCAUCACUUAGUUGGAUAGGUACUCAUAAACUAACAGUUGUUAUUCGCAUUUUAUUAUUUUUAAAUUCUCUCUAUUACGGUGCGUUGCCACUAGGUGGCAGGGGCUGCAAGUUGUUCAGAAAAUGUCCAUGUGUAUUGCCUUCCCAUUUCCUCUACUCGAUAAUAAAAUUUAAACUGAUUGUAGGGUUAUGUUUCAAUUGAAAUCAAUUUAUAUGAAUUUUGUAAAUAUUUUGAAAUAGAAGUGCUCGAUGAGACAUUUAAUGAGCUACUUACAAUGAUUACUUAUAAGAUAUUAUGCCGUUCACUGAAUCUACGCGCAAGACAUGUAAUGUCAAAAAUUGACAUUCAGAAACACAGAAGGUCCUGGCAGGUUUUAGUAAGUAAAUAUUCAACAGAAUCGCAAACUCUCAAAGAGUAUCAAAUACGGGUUGAGUACAUUCGCAACUUUAGUAUCAUCGCUCAUGUCGAUCAUGGGAAAAGUACCCUUGCAGAUCGACUAUUGGAAAUGACGGGAGCGAUCAAGGCAAACUCUGGAGCACAAGUAUUGGAUAAGCUGCAGGUUGAGAAAGAACGAGGAAUUACCGUGAAAGCACAGACGGCUUCGUUAAAAUAUACAUACGAGGGUACGGAGUACCUUCUGAAUCUUAUCGACACUCCUGGUCACGUUGAUUUUUCUAACGAAGUGUAUCGUUCCUUAAUUGCCUGUCAAGGUGUGAUACUUUUAGUCGAUGCAAACGAUGGAGUACAGGCUCAAACGGUUGCAAACUUUUAUUUGGCAUUUGGACAAGAUCUCGUAAUAGUGCCUGUGAUAAACAAGAUAGAUUUGAAGAAUGCUAACCCAGAAAGAGUUGCCAAGCAAUUAAAGACUCUUUUUGAUGUCGAGGCAGAUGAUAUUCUUAAGAUAUCAGCAAAAUUAGGUAUAGGUGUUGACAAACUCUUAGAGGCUAUUGUCAAAAGAAUUCCACCACCACCUGCCAUUAGAGAUGCACCAUUCAGAGCUUUAAUUUUUGACAGUUGGUUCAGUAAAUACAAAGGUGCAAUUAGUUUAAUUUAUGUGGCCGAAGGAUCUCUGUCUGUUGGACAGUUUAUCACUUCUGUUCACACAGGCAAAUCAUAUGAGGUCAAGACAAUCUCUAUUCUGAGGCCAGAUGAAGAAUUUGUGAAAACCUUAUUUGCGGGACAAGUAGGAUGCAUCGCCUGUAAUAUGCGAACUUCCGAAGAGGCUCAUAUAGGGGACACUUUGCAUUUGAAAGAUAAACCUGUGGAAGCUUUGCCCGGAUUUAAGGCUGCAAAGCCGAUGGUAUUUGCAGGGAUUUAUCCAAUGGAUCAGUCCCAAAACAUAGAAUUGAAGAAUGCUCUAGAGAAACUCAUACUUAAUGACAAUGCGGUCACUAUUGAGCUAGACUCCAGUCCGGCACUCGGUCAGGGCUGGCGUUUAGGUUUCUUAGGCCUGCUGCAUAUGGAAGUCUUUACGCAACGUCUUGAACAGGAAUAUGGAGCCCAGCCAAUAGUAACCGCACCUGGAGUGACUUAUAAAGCCAAAAUUAUUGGGCAAAAAAAUAUAUCAAAAUACAGAACUGAUGAAAUUCUAUUCAACAAUCCGGCUGCGUUUCCCCAAGUACAAAUUGUAUCUCAGUUCUACGAGCCAAUGGUAUUAGGAACUGUUAUUACUCCAGUGAAAUAUCUCGGGGACGUAAUGUCCUUAUGCAUGGAUAGGAGAGGUGUUGAAAAAUCAACAACCAGCAUUGACGAUGAGAGAAUACUGCUGCAAUUUACAUUGCCAUUGAAUGAGAUUAUCGUUGAUUUCCACGAUUCCCUGAAGUCCAUAACUUCGGGAUAUGCCAGCUUUGAUUACGAAGACAUUGGGUACGAACCUUCAAAUAUCGUCAAAUUGAGUAUUCUAUUAAACGGAGUGGCGAUUGAAGAAUUAAGCAGAAUUAUUCAUGCAACUAAAGCCAAAGAGGAAGGCAAACGAUUAUGUACAAAGUUAUUGGAUAUUAUUCCUAGACAGCAGUUUUUAAUCGCUAUUCAAGCAGCAGUUGGCGGAACAAUCUUAGCAAGAGAGAAUUUGAAACCAUUUAGGAAAGAUGUCACGUCAAAAUUGUACGGCGGAGAUAUUACGAGAAGGAAAAAGCUUUUAGCACAACAAGCGGAAGGAAAGAAGAAAAUGAAAGUAAUAGGUAAUAUUCCUUUACCAAGAGAAACUUUCAUUAAAGCGCUAAAACGUUAACAUCACGGUUCAAGGUUCUUUUAACUAUUGUUAACGAACCAAGACGUGAACGUUGAUACGAACUUGAUUUCCAGUCAAUUUUAGUUGAACACAUAGUUGUUCAUUUUCCAAUGUAUUUGUUGCCCUUGUAUAUUUAUAAACAAAAAUGCCAACGAAACAAUGUUCUCUAAUUUUCCGCAGAAUUUUGUUAUUAUCCACAAAUAAAA